AUGAAACACUUGGGAAGACAAUGGAAAGUGUACAAUGUGACGAAAAUUCAUGAUCUGUAUCAGUGUCACAUUGCAAUACUUUUACAAUAUUUCAUUAUGCCAUCAUUCAGAAAUGAAGUAAAAGAAGAAUAUCCAAAAUGCUUUAUUGUUGGAGUAGAUAACGUUGGUUCAAAACAGAUGCAAGAAAUUCGACACGCGAUGCGAGGUUUGAAAUUUUUAUUCAAUCGUGAUUUAGAUGAAUGUAAACUGAUAUUCUUGGAAAUUCUUGAAAUAGCAAAUGGAUAUUUAGGCCAUGCUGAGAUACUUAUGGGCAAAAAUACAAUGAUCCGAAAAGCUAUUCGCGGUCAUUUAAGUUCUAAUCCUGAUCUGGAAAAGCUCAUGCCACAUAUUGUGGGCAAUGUUGGUUUUGUAUUCACCAAGGAAGAUCUGAGUGAUAUACGAAAUAAAUUGUUGGAAAAUAGACGGGCAAGUUGUGUUGGUGCGCCUGCCAAAGCAGGAGCCAUUGCUCCUUGCGAUGUCAAAUUGCCUCCACAAAAUACAGGAAUGGGUCCUGAAAAAACAUCGUUUUUCCAAGCUCUUCAAAUUCCUACAAAAAUUUCUCGUGGCACUAUUGAAAUUCUUAAUGAAGUGCAUUUGAUUAAAGUUGGUGAAAAAGUUGGAGCAUCUGAAGCGGCUUUAUUGAAUAUGCUAAAUAUACAACCGUUCACUUAUGGUCUUGUUGUUCAGCAAGAGAAAUUUAUUAGUAUUAUUAAGGUUUAUGAAAAUGGAAUGGUUUUUUCUCCAAAUGUAUUAGAUGUUACCGCAGAAGAUAUCCGUAGUCGUUUCCUUGAAGGAGUACGUAAUGUGGUUGCUGUAUCACUUUCGAUCGGUCAUCCAACAAUGUGUUCUAUUUCACAUUCGAUCGUCAAUGGUCUUAAAAAUCUAUUGGCAAUUGCCGUUGAAACCGACAUUGAUUUCAAAGAGGCUCAUAUGAUCAAAGAAUAUCUGGCGAAUCCAUCGAAGUUUCCGGUAUCUUCAGCCACUUCAGCUCCAGCUUCAAGUGCGGCUUAA
This is a messenger RNA of Dracunculus medinensis (Guinea worm), 1050 nucleotides long. Lineage: Eukaryota; Metazoa; Nematoda; Chromadorea; Rhabditida; Dracunculidae. The record is from the annotation of a GenBank genome assembly.